Messenger RNA from Humulus lupulus (European hop), 870 nucleotides. RefSeq lists its product as uncharacterized. The transcript is spliced from 4 exons. The coding region runs from base 1 to 870 and encodes 289 amino acids. Lineage: Eukaryota; Viridiplantae; Streptophyta; Magnoliopsida; Rosales; Cannabaceae. The record is from RefSeq and is a predicted model, not a curated record.
AUGACAAAGGACAAAAAUGAGGAAUUCAGAGAGAUUAAACUAAACAGAUUGAAGUCAGUGUUGAUUCAGUUUAAUAAGAGGAAAGUUGGAGAUGUCAUAGAUAGAUAUUUAGAAGCCAAGGAAAAAUUUCAACAACCACAAUAUUUGCUGCAACAGCAACCUCAAUCUAUAGAGUUACAACAAGUAGAACAAGUAGCAUGUUCAGAGUUUAAUCACUAUUCAAAGAUGCAUGACAGUUUUCUUAGGCAAAGGAGCAAAGUUACUUGGUUGCGAUUUGGAGAUGACAAUACAUCUUACUUUUAUGCUACUUUAAAACAGAGGUCAGCUUUUAAUAGAAUCACUGCUUAUUUGGAUGAACAUGGCAAGAUUGUUGAUUGUUAUGAUGAUGUGGUUAAUCAUUUUAUUAACCAUUUUAAAGGUUUUCUGGGCAGUCCUAGCUCUGCUACUUCUAGGAUUCAGCUGGAUUGUUUUAAGGUUGGCAACAUUUUGAGUUUAGACCAGCAACUCAGUUUGAUUAGGCCUUUUUCGAAGAAGGAUGUAAAAAUGGCCAUGUUUAGUAUUCAUGCUGUUAAAAGUCCUGGUCCUGAGGGGUUUGGUUCGGGGUUUUUCAAGUAUAUGUGGAAAGAUUUGGGGGAUGAGAUAGCCACUGCUAUGAUGUGUGUGAGAUUGUCUACUGUUCUUCCUUUUCUUACUCAUCAGAAUCAGGGUGCUUUCAUUAAGCAAAGAUCUCAGGUUUCUGGUCUUGCAGUGAACUUAUCUAAGUCUCACAUCUACUUUGGUGGUGUUCAUUUGGAUGAAAGGAAAAAAAUCAUGGAUAGCUUGAAUAUUGAGGAGGGAUCCUUCCCUUUAAAUAUCUGGGAUUGUGUCUAA